UCCAUCUACGUGGCAGCCGACGAGAUCCUCAUCGCACCAAUGCUGGACCAGGCCGACGCCACCUUCCAGGGCCGCGUUAGCUUGGGUUCCUACCCGGACUGGGCCAACAACUACUACCGCGUGAAGCUGACGCUGGACUCGGAGUCAGAGCAGGACCUGGAGGAAGCGUAUCGCUUCUUGAUGGAGAAGCUGCCGCCGGGCAUUGUCGUGCCAUUGGUGACGGACUGCGUCUCACCAGCAGCCGUGGAGGUUUAUGGCCUGGCUGAGUCAGGCUCAGCCCUGGGGCAGAAGGUGGCAGCAGCCCUGCGGACCAUCGAGGAGGCUUUGGACCGAUACAGCCUGGCCCAGCUCUGCGUGGGCUUCAACGGAGGCAAGGACUGCACGGCCCUGCUGCACCUCGUCCAUGCUGCUGUGGAGAGGCGGUACCCAGCGAGACAGGAGCAGCUGCAGGUGCUCUACAUUCGCAUCGUGUCCCCCUUCCCCGAAAUGGAGCAGUUCAUCCAGGCAACCGUCCAGAGGUACAAGAUCCAGCUCUGCAUGACGCGGCGGACGGCCCCCUCCUCGUUCACCCUGAUGCCCAUGUGUAUGACGGAUCCCGACUGGCCGCCGUACAUGCGAGUGAACCCCUUGCUGGACUGGACCUACCGGGACAUCUGGGAGUUUCUGCGCAAGCUCUUUGUCCCCUACUGCAUCCUCUACGACAAGGGCUACACCUCCCUGGGGAGCAUGGCCAACACGCUGAAGAACCCGGCGCUGCGCUACACUGACGCCCGGGGCCGGGAGAGCUAUCGGCCUGACUACGCGCUGGAA
Cariama cristata (Red-legged seriema) is the source of this 810-nucleotide messenger RNA. RefSeq names its product flavin adenine dinucleotide synthetase 1 (gene FLAD1). The transcript is spliced from 7 exons. Gene Ontology annotation, biological process: FAD biosynthetic process. The record is from RefSeq and is a predicted model, not a curated record. The annotation marks the transcript as partial. Lineage: Eukaryota; Metazoa; Chordata; Aves; Cariamiformes; Cariamidae. Gene Ontology annotation, molecular function: FMN adenylyltransferase activity.